AUGACAGUUACAUAUGAGAACUUCCAGAACUUGCGGAGUGAGGAGAAAAACCCAGAGACUGGAAAGGGUGAGAGAAAAACAGGUCCUGACACCCCCUCUUUUCUUUUAGCGGCUCCUCCCCAGUCCUUCCUGUGGAAUGUCUUCUCGUGGACCCACCUCCUCCUCUUCUCCCUGGGCCUUGGCUUCCUGCUGCUGGUGGUUGUCGCUGUGAUUGGAUCCCAAAAUUCCCAGUUAAGGAGGGACCUAGGCACCCUGAGAGCCAGUUCAGAAAACCUCACCUCCUACAUGAAGGAUGAACUACAGGCCCUGAACUCCAAGGGUGACAGCUUGCAAGAAAGGAUCAGUUCUCUAAAAGUGGACGUGGACGAUCACAGGCAGGAACUGCUGGCAGGCCGAAACUUGAGCCAGAAGGUGACUUCUCUGGAGAGCACAGUGGAGAAAAAGGAACAGGCCCUGAAAACAGAUCUUUCUGAAAUAAUGGAGCGUGUCCAACAGCUGGGGAAGGACUUGAAGGCCCUGUCGUGCCAGCUGGCCAACCUCGGUGAGGAGGUGGACGGGUAUAGUUUGACCUGCUGCCCCCUUCACUGGGUAAAGCAUGAAGGCAGCUGCUACUGGUUCUCUCAAACUAGGAAGUCAUGGCCUGAGGCUGACAAGUACUGCCAGCUGGAGAAUGCUCACCUGGUGAUGGUCAACUCCAUGGAGGAGCAGAAUUUUCUACAGGAUAAGUUAGCCCACGUAGUCACUUGGAUGGGCCUCACAGACCAAAAUGGGCCCUGGCGAUGGGUGGAUGGAACGGAACUGGAGAAAGGCUUUAAGAACUGGGCCCCAGAGCAGCCAGAUAACUGGUAUGGACAUGGGCUUGGAGGAGGCGAGGACUGUGCUCAGUUCACCUCUGCUGGUAACUGGAAUGAUGACGCCUGCCAGAGGUCCUUCCGCUGGGUCUGCGAGGCAGAGCUGGCCAAGGCCGGCUAGGAGCUCCUCCACCUAAUUUAUGUCUUCAGUGCCUUCAGCUGCUAAAGCCUGGAGUUUGGAAUC
This is a messenger RNA of Microtus oregoni (creeping vole), 1035 nucleotides long. RefSeq names its product C-type lectin domain family 10 member A-like. The coding region runs from base 1 to 972 and encodes 323 amino acids. Gene Ontology annotation, molecular function: signaling receptor activity. The record is from RefSeq and is a predicted model, not a curated record. NCBI's taxonomy places the organism in Eukaryota, Metazoa, Chordata, Mammalia, Rodentia, Cricetidae. The transcript has 9 exons.